GCGCUGCCAUCGCAACUGCUAUAAUAUUGUUUUAGCCAAUCACAUAGACCGGGCGAAAAUUUAAAUGCUGAAACUUUUGCAGAUUUGACCACUGCAUGACCAUGCGUGAUAAUUGCGUAAGCGCACCAGAAGUUGAAAUGUAGUGUCGGAAAAGUAAAUCAUCGCUUGAAAAUUCCGGAAUAUAGUUUGAAGCGAGAACUGCUGCAUCGAAUGGCAUUGCUUCCGAAUGGAAAGCCAGAAGACUCCUGUUUUAAGGAAGAUACCGUCCUGGUUGCGGUCCUUUAGAAUUUCAAAAGAUGCAUCAGUGCCCGAGGAGAAGGAAGGCGGGACGGCUUCUUGCCAAACAAAGCAGUUUCUUCGUUCUUACCGCCGAAGUCUUAGUUCAAAAAAGAGCGGAGAGCAAGGGGAGAAAAGCAAUUGUGAAAGCCAAGAUGUUGCUAGAGCAUCUCUGAUGUCAAUACGUAAAAUUUGGGCUGAAGAGGCAAAGGUACAGGCAUUUAGUAAAAGGAGCACAUCUGAACAAAAAUCAAAGAAGCCAUGUGUUCUGAGGAGCAAACUUCUUGGAAGCCCAAGUAAAAUUCCUAUCUCUGAAAAAAUGCAGGCACAUCACAGAGGGCUUCAGUCCUCUUUGAACCACAGCUGCUGUUCUCCUAACAAAGAAAACUUUGCUCCACCAUCUGCUGCAAAAUGCAAACACUAUGGAAACCAAAGUUCAGCAGGAAGUUCCGAUGGUAAUCUUGCCUCAGAAAUUGUGUUGAGUGCCGCAAGGCAUGCGAAAAAUAGAAGAAGUAUGGCAAGAGAGCAAGAUGUUUGGAGAAAAGCAGUCAACAAUAUAGGCCUCCCUAGAACAUCUACAGAAUUGGGGCAGUUACCCAAAGUUUGCAAUGAACAAGAUUUGCUGAUAAUAUCACCAGUCAUGGGGCCACCGUGGAAUGAAAAGCAUGAAAGAGUUAGGGAUUGGGUAUCAUGCAAUCGUGAUUGGAGCAGUGGCAUUUCAGCACAGCAUGCUUUGCCUUAUGCGCAGCACAAGCGCCAACCAAGUCGCCUUGCUAUGGAGGAAACAGUUCCAAAGUCUGUUGACUGUGCUCCUAAAGUUCCACCGAGAACUUACCUUGCAAAGCUGGUGCACGCCAAGGCGCAUCUUGCAAAAACUACAGCCCCUUCAGCCACUUCCAAGAUUCCAGCUGCCACAGAAAAUCUUCAUGGAGUUAAAAGUGCUAUCUCUAAAUAUGGCCAUUCUGUAAGCAAUCAAGCAAGUCAAGACUUCUCUUUGCUUUCAAGAGCAGCACAAAAACAGCAAGUGCCUCCUGAGAGGCGCAGGAGAUUGUGUGCUGAAGUCGGCACGCCCUCACAGGAACUUACCUCAAGACUUCAGCAGCAGCCAAAAAGAGCUGUUAGGCCGCAAGUUCAGCAUAACCCAGUCUAUAGCAUUAAAUGUACAUCAAGGGCACAAAAGCUGAACAAAAACUGCAGCACUGGAGCAACUGAUGUUAUGGCUGACGAUGAGGCUACAGUUCUGAACUGCAGCUGUGAAAGGUGCCUUAUGAAGUUUAAUGCAGCUGGCAAACAUGCACCUGGGAGGAUGGGUGACUUUCAUACUAAUUAUUUACGUGUGGUGGGACAUCAAGCACUUAAAAACUGUUUGUCAAAGAAUGGUAAGAAACCUGCUGCUUUGAGUCAUCAUUGUGAAUGCUGCCAAUUCAAGAAGACACACGAGGAAUUAAAGGUUGCUGAUGACAAAGUACAAUAUUCAAUGCACACCAAACCUUCGUGUGUGAAAAAUUCGGACCAGGCAGCUAAAUGCAGCACUGGCAACAAGCAUGCAUUUCAGUGCCAGGAUGAGAUAACUAAGGUCAUUGAGGAAGCUGUAAAAGCAAGCAUUGAGAAGUUGUUAUCAGUGAAUUCAAAUCCACAGCCGAGUAAGGCACGAUCAGUGGAGAGUCUCCAUGAGCAGGCAGAAUGCAAGAAGGCUGCUGCUUCACCUUUGAAGUACAUUCUUCUCUCGUCAUGCAGAUCUGGCACUACAGGUUCUCUGUUAGACUCUACUGAAGAAGUUAAAGUGGACAGUGGCAUUGCGUCUUAUCACCAGUCAUGUCUCACUGUGGGAACAGUGAAGAAAAUGACAAAUAAUAAUAUUGACACUGUGAACAGCUGUUCACAGGUUGGCCUGGAGCGAACUGCAUCACUCCCAUCGUUAGUAGAAAGCAGCAGUCCUGCAAAACUAAGAGUAUCAACUGCUUUCAUAAAGCUUGUAAAGAGGGUGAGUUUAGGCCAAGGUAAUGAAGGAACUUCAUCACAUCACAGCUCCUUUUUAGAUGUGACAAUGAACCAGGGAAGCGUGGCAUCACAAGAAUCAUGCAGCCAGUACAGCAGUGGUGGUACUGAAGGUUGUUGGCAGACUGCAGAAAGUCACCAUGCAGAGGAUUCUCAUAGCCAAUCAGAAAUAGCUUGUGACCUAAUGGUUCAAGAUGAAGCAAAUGUGUCAAGCUCAUGCACUGCUGAAAAUGGCCAACUGAAACAAAAUAAAGCAUAUAAAUUCCAAAUACAGCAAUCAACAAGUCCAGCAAGACUUCAGCUUGACUCAUCUAGCUUAAGUAUAGGUAGUGUAUCAAGCCGCAAGCCACCCGAUGGCUGGGAGAGGACACCACCAUAUGAUGCACCUGAUGUAGUUGACAUCAAUGAUGAGCUAUCUGAGCUAAAUCCUUGCAUAUCUGAUGCACAAGGAGAAUGCUUCUCAAGUGACAGUGAUGGAAGUGAUGACCAGCACAUUCUUGAGGAGGUAAUCAGGAAAGGCAUGGGUAUGACACCACCAAUCAAAUUGCCAACCAGAUGUCCAAAACUGGUGAAAACUCCUAGAAAAUUCAAGUCCGCUGAGAUGUUUUGUGGUAAAGCAAAAUUGAAGCUGGCUGCUUAUGUAAACAGUGGACAUGUCACUGUACAUGUCAUCAGGGCGGCUAAGUUGUUGACUUCCCGAGGAGGAUCUGCAAAUGCUUACAUUAAGGUCUCCCUCCAACCAGACCACCUAAAAAGAGCUCACUGGAGAACAGCUGUUGUGAAAUCAAGUAGAAAUCCAGAAUUUGACCACAAGUUUUCAUUAGAGCUUAUGGCAGAAGAUGCUGGAAAACGUCUUUUGGUGACAGUAUGGCAUCGAGAUUUUGAAAACAAACGCAGUGAGCUUCUAGGCAGUAUGUCUUUUGGAAUGGAAAAAGUCUUGAACUCCGACCAGCACGUGAAAGGCUGGUACAGACUUCUGCGGCAAGACCUUGGAAUGCGUAGACAUUUUGCAGCACGGUGUUCAAGGGGAACAUGCUCAAGGGUCAAGGCAUUAUGUCAUGACUGAAUUUUUACCCAAUUCAAGGAAAUGUAGAUGUGCCCUUGGUCUACACGAUAACUCACUCAACUUGUGAGUGAGCAAUGACUGCAGGAAGCAGUUCUUACAGCAGGAUGUUGUGUACACACAAGCUUCACUGUAUUUUUGUAAGGAGUGAAGGUUCAUUGCCUUACAUAAGAGAAUUCUAAAACGCAGACUGCCUUGUUAUAUUUAUCUUUAGUGACAUAAAGAAAGUCGGCACACAAUUGUCGUGUAUGCACUGCAGGCAGUGCAGGUCAGUAACGUAAAAUAAAAUGCUUUUCAGCUGCUACCUCUAGUGCUUGAAGACAGCACGCUGUAUUUGGUAGAAAAUGAAACAUUGCUUUGCCAACAUUUGCUGAGCAUGAGCACAUGAACAUAUAACUGGUUGUGCCCCAUUCUUGAUGUGUUAAGUGUUAAACUGUGAGACCUUGUGGAAGAAAAGAAGUGUGAAAGACUAUGUUACUAGUAUAUAUUGUGUGGUGACUUAUUGUUAUAAUUUGUGCAAGACUAUGCUAAGCAUAGGACAGUAAGAGGAUAGAGGUUAUGCUGUUAGGUGCCUUAUUAUUUUUGACAACUUUCCAUUUGCUAUGCAGAAAGCAUCACACAGGAAGCAUCAAGAAGGCAUGACUUUUUUGUUGCGUAGAUUUAAGCUUAGUAUGUGUGAGUGGCUUAUAGUGGCUCCUUCUCAGGGUAAGCUGUAAUUUUCUUUAUUUUUGUAUAAUAUUGUUGCUUGUUGAUAUUUGUUUUACAGUGCAAUUUUUUGUUGACCAUUUUUCAUUAUUUUGUGGCUUAUUGUUCCCGUGUACAAAAUUUACUACUAUUUCAAAUCGAUUUCCCCAUAACAAGCUUUACUUUUCCAAGUAUUGUAUUGAUUUUUCGUUGCAUAUCUUGUUUACAGUCUUGAGGAUGGGCAAAACACAAUCAGUGGUUAUCAGUAGGUGUGUGUGAAUACUAAAUAGUAGAUUUCGAAUCGAAUUGAAUAUUGAAUAUCAGGAAAUUCAACACAAUCUUUUAUGCUUCCAAAUUUUGUGCAAAGUAAAAAGGUGCACAUAAUUAGGAGGCUAAUCACAUUACUUAAGAAUAUUGCUAGCUAUCAAUAACUUACGUACCAAUGAAUUGAGAUGCAUAGUAUGAUCUACUGUUUUAUUGCAACAGCAAUUAUAUAGACACUCCAAGCGCAUUUUUGGCAUUGCUGUCGCCGUGAGGUUCCGUAUAAAGUCAAAGGGCGAUAAAAUCGUAGCUGCACGCCGUAUGCUGUAUGUGUGAGUGAAAGUGUGCGAGGGGGAGCUAGUGACCGCGGCUCAAUCUCACGCAUGAAAAGGAGGAAGUGCACCAUCUUCUGUCACGUGCAAGGCUCCAGGGGGAGUGUAGGGAGGGGGGCACAUUCUCCUCUGGGCGGCCGGCACGUGCACCUGCCCAGGCCGCUCUGUCUUGAAGUCUUUAAAGCCAUCUGCGGCAAUGCACAGCGUCCGCCGUGCGCUGCGUUUUCGCUUGGUUCGCGUUGAUGCGAGCGGCACCACGAAGUUCACUUCGCUCGCUGCUGCUGUGGGUGCGCUCGUUGCACUGUGAGUGCAUGCUGCUGCGCUUACUCACUGCAGCGUUUUGACAGCGAGUUUCUGCGGUCAUCGAGUGAGAUGUGUUCAUGUUUUCUUGUGUGCAUGUGACACCAUGCUUGUUAAUUUAGUUAGUAUGCCCAUAUUUACAACUUUAUACGGCCGAUAAAACUAUACUAUCCUUAUUUAGCAUAGCUGUCCACUGAUUUGCUAUUGCAAUCGAUGCUUUGCCUUUUGGGCGAAACUGCGAUUUUUCAAAGAGAACACCAAAUUAGUAUGCCAGCACUGAUAACAACUCCAUUCAUAUACGAAGGUCUGAAAAAUAUUUUAUUGAUGGAAUGUCUGUGAAAUAGAAUUGAGUGCUUUUUUCCCUCUGAAGCUAAAGAAAUAGCAAAGUUAUCCUAAAUGCCAAUGGGAUCUUCAGUUUAAUAGUGGGCCAUACUGUGCUUAAUGGCAAUCUUCUAUUUAGAAAGUAUUGCUUUUUAGUUUUCUUGCAGAAAACAGGAAGGUUUUUUCAUGUAUAUGGCGGGUGGUUUCUGUGGGUUAUCAUCAGCUCGUUAAGGCCAUCUGCGUGAUAGACAAAAGUGGGGAAUGUGCAUCAAGUCACUCGGCAUCGCUCCGCGCGGUUAUCGGCACACCGACGGUAAAAGUUCCCAAAUCCCUCUCCUUCUUCUUUUGUCUGCAUAUUCCAUCUGCCAUCUGCAAAUGCGAGAAAUCGAAUCUUAGGCAUUCAAUUCACGAAUUGAAUUAUUCAUAUGUUCACUAUUUGAUUCAAAAUCGAAUAUUCAUGUAUUCGCACAGCCUUAGUUAUCAGUGUUCUGUAAAUAUUAAAUAGAUCAUAUUUUUCAUUCAACUGUGUUUCAGAUAAUAUAGGCAGCCCAUGGAGUAAACAGAACAUAAUACUGUUAUCAAACUAUGUUUAUGCACGACCUGAAUGUAAUUAAUAAAUGUGGCAGACUUGUGUACUGCAGCAUUUGUUGAUGGUGUACUUGAGUUGAUGGCUUUGAAUUUUCAGUGGGUUCUGUGCAAAUGCAUUUAAGCAACACUGUUAAGCUCUCAGAUUGUUUAUUGUUCUGCUGUACAUGAAGUACAGAUAUUUACAGUGUGGUACACCAUUCGAAGGAACACUCAACUGCUCUGCUGACAUAUGUGGGGCACUCCAGCUGUGGGUAGCAGAGGAAGCAGAGCCUAUGUGCCACACAGGCAUGCAGAGCAAAGCCAGCACCACCUACCACAGAUUGUCUGCUGUGAAGCCAAGUCUUUUGAGAAUUGUCACAGAGUGAAACUUGCUCAUACUCAGCUCAGCAGUUGCUUGUUCCCUUUAACAGUCGAUUUCACUUUACAAGGAACGGCUGCAAGUUAUGCCAGGCUCGAAAAUGCAAUUAAUAUUCAAUAAGUUUCAAAUUUCUUAACUGCAUACGACUUGACACGUAAUGCAGCCCCUUUACAUGCUUUUCUAUGCGUGCAUCGAACCUGUCAAGAAACUGUACUCCAUACUGUACUGUGCCUUUGUAAGCCAUGUUUCAUAAUGAGUUGCAUCAGCAUACAAUAACACCCGAGUUUCAUGUGCCCUCAACCAUGUAAUAAAAUUGAAGCUUAGGUUUAAA
This is a messenger RNA of Dermacentor andersoni, 6512 nucleotides long. RefSeq lists its product as uncharacterized. NCBI's taxonomy places the organism in Eukaryota, Metazoa, Arthropoda, Arachnida, Ixodida, Ixodidae. Gene Ontology annotation, cellular component: nucleus; plasma membrane. The record is from RefSeq and is a predicted model, not a curated record.